Molecule: messenger RNA, 1275 nt
Organism: Helianthus annuus (common sunflower)
Lineage: Eukaryota; Viridiplantae; Streptophyta; Magnoliopsida; Asterales; Asteraceae
Product: transcription factor SPEECHLESS
Exons: 3
Coding region: 111-878 (255 amino acids)
Biological process (GO): stomatal complex development; guard cell differentiation; positive regulation of DNA-templated transcription
Cellular component (GO): nucleus
Molecular function (GO): protein dimerization activity; DNA-binding transcription factor activity
Source: RefSeq, a predicted model, not a curated record
ACUCACUGGACUUAGAUUUGACGUUUCAACACUUGUUUGUUUGUAAUAUUAAUGCUUGUUUGUGCUGAGCAGCUUCCAGAUACCAACUCUCGGUUGAUCUUGGAUGUGUCAUGUCCAGUGAAAGAAAGUAUGGUGUGAAUCAGUCGUUGGUUUCUUGCAAGUCAAAAUCACAACAAGUCGUAGAGGACGGUGGUGGCGGUUCGGAAUAUGGGCAGCUUAAGGUGUCUCAUAUAAUGGUGGAGAGAAACCGAAGGAAGCUGAUGAAUGAACACUUGAGUGUUCUUCGUUCACUUAUGCCUUGCUUUUAUGUCAGAAGGGGUGAUCAAGCAUCAAUAAUUGGAGGAGUAGUUGAUUACAUCACUGAAUUGCAACGAGUUCUUCAGUCUCUAGAGGCAAAGAAACGACGAAAAGUUUACCGAGAACAAGUAACGCACCAUUGGAUUGAUUCAAGCCCUCGAAGACCAAGACCGCCACUUAGCCCUAGGCCAAGCGUGCCGAUUAGCCCUAGAACCCCGCAGCCAACAAAGACAUACAGGCCCACUUUUCCUCUAUCAUUCGUAGCACGGCCAUCACCUGCUAAUUCUUUCAUAAGUUCAGACAACUCUAAUGAGCUCAUGGCCAACUUGAGGUCACCCAUUGCUGAAGUUGAGGUGAAGUUUGCUGGUGGUAAUCUUCUUCUAAAGACCUGCUCGAAUCGAAUACAUGGCCAAACAACAAAAGUAAUCGCGGUUCUUGAAAAUCUAUCUCUUGAAGUUCUUCAUGUUGACAUUAGUGUUGUUGAUGAAACUAUGGUCAACUCUUUUACCAUCAAGAUUGGAGUUGAAUGCCGACUAAGUGCAGAGGAACUUGCUCAACACAUUCAAAAGACCUUCUGCUAACCUUCAUGUUCAUCCUCAAUCUCAAUCCUCACCCUCCUUGUCACAUGAAUCUUGUAUAGAGGAUGUACCCGUUCCACCCACGUUAUGUUAUAUAUGUUCGACGCAUGUUGGACAUGAUGUUGAAACAUUCAAGAAUGUGAUCAAAGAAUAAUAAAGAAAAGCAGUUGUAAACAUUGCACUUGAUCACGCGUACUGCUCAAAACCCUAAUAAACGCCUUCAAUUUGGAUAAAACGAUUAGAGUUUUGGGUCAAUUAGCUUAACUUUUGUAUCGUCCUUAAACUUUAAUAUAUCGAUUUCUAAUUUGGCCGUUGACUAGUUUAACUUUCGUAUCGUCCUUAACUUUAAUAUGUCGAUUUCUAAUUUGGCGGGUAUGUAACCUUUGUGUCCCUCAAACUG